This is a messenger RNA of Strongyloides ratti, 798 nucleotides long. RefSeq names its product Melanopsin. Gene Ontology annotation, biological process: G protein-coupled receptor signaling pathway. Bases 1 to 798 code for a protein of 265 amino acids. The record is from RefSeq and is a predicted model, not a curated record. The transcript is spliced from 2 exons. Gene Ontology annotation, cellular component: photoreceptor outer segment; membrane. NCBI's taxonomy places the organism in Eukaryota, Metazoa, Nematoda, Chromadorea, Rhabditida, Strongyloididae. Gene Ontology annotation, molecular function: G protein-coupled receptor activity.
AUGAAAGAACCAAUUUGUACUAUUCAUGCAUUUGCUAUCUCAACAUUAAGCGUUGGAGGAAUCCACCAAUUAACACUUUUGUCUUUUGAGCGUUAUGUUGGUGUUAAUCAUCCUUUUGUUUCAAUGAAAGUGUCAUUAAAAACUAAAGUUCUUUUUGCAACUGGAGCUUUUGUUUGGACACUCUUAACAACAACACCACCUUUAUUUGGUUGGUCUAGAUAUAAAGUUUUAGAUGAUAGUCUUCAUUAUUGUGUUUUUGAUUAUUUAUCAAAAGAAAAAUCAUCCCAAUUAUAUAUUUUAUAUUUAUUUUUAAAUGCUUAUAUAAUACCAUUAUCAAUUAUUGGAUUUUCAAAUUAUAAAAUUUUUUUAGCAGCUAAAGGUGUGAUAAAAAAUAGAAAAGUUAUUAUACAUAAAAAAUAUCGUCAUUCUCAAUCUUCAAAAACAUCGAAUGUUUAUGAAAAUAGUGAACUAUCAAUCAAAUUAGAUAACAUUUCUAAAAAUGAAUUUUUUAAUAAUCACCAAUAUUAUCAUUCACUUCUUAUUUAUAAAAAACAACAAAGAAAAUGUUCAAGAGUAAUUUUUUAUUGUGUUGGAUCAUUUGUAAUAUCCUGGACACCAUAUGCAUUUACAUCAAUUGUAUCAAAUAUUAUUUUUAAUACCAGAAUGAAUAAAAAUGUUGUUAUACUUACUGCUGUUGCAGCUAAAAUGUUUGUUAUAUGGAAUCCAAUCAUUUAUGGUUUAAUGGAUAGAACAUUUAAAAAUGAAUGUAUUCAAAUUUUUUCAAAAAUAUUUAAAUAG